AUGAUGGACGCUGAUUCGUCGAUCGAAGCGGGUAGCGAGUCGGUGGAGACCCAAACACUGGACUCCCAAGCCGUUACAACUCCGACACCCUCGUCGGCAUUCCAGACCCCAGAUCAGACCUUGAAUGCCGAUAUAAGCUCUAUCUACUUCAUGGCAGAGGACUCCCAAUCCGAAUACGCGCAACCCUCUGAGCCCGAUUAUGACCCUGAUUUUACCAUGACCUCCGCGCAACUGGAUUUAGACGACCACAGCUUUAUUUCUUCGAUCACCGAACGCGACAAUAGCAGUCUAUUUCACCCAUCCAGUGAGAAUGGCGACGAACGUGCCAAUAAUCAAACCCUAAUCGAAGAACACGAAAUGCGCCGCAAGCUGAUGGAUAUCGAGUCGAGCUUCCUGCCCGAGCCAUCCACAAUCGAUGUCGCUGCGGCCGGCCCUGUUGCUGGUGCAGACGAUACAUAUCUAGUCGGAGUUCCGAAAGAAGACGUGAAUACUACCCAGGACUCUUCGCAGCCGUCCUUCACAGAACCUGAAAUGGACUUGAACGAAGGGGAAAAGAAAGAACCAUUCCCCCCAUAG
This is a messenger RNA of Penicillium soppii, 576 nucleotides long. RefSeq names its product Spindle associated. The record is from RefSeq and is a predicted model, not a curated record. The transcript has 2 exons. Lineage: Eukaryota; Fungi; Ascomycota; Eurotiomycetes; Eurotiales; Aspergillaceae. Bases 1 to 576 code for a protein of 191 amino acids.